AUGCCACCUCACAUGGAGGUGUCUCCAUAUCUCUGGCAGCUUCGAGGCUCGCUGUCUGCAUGCGUUCCGGUACUGCUGUUUAUAUCUUCCGUCGAGGGGACUGAGGUGCGAGCUGCCACCGGCAUCGAGGUCGUGAACGGCCUGGAGAUUCAUGCCGGUCAUGCCGCGCAUCACAUGACCGCCCUGACUCACCGCCUCCGACGGGGUGCCAGCCGCCAUGGGGCGAGCCGAGCAGCACUUUCGGUGGAUGCCUCCGGCUCCACUUCAGGCUACCAGCUCACCACGCCGCUGGAGGACAUGUCCUCGGAGUACACGGGCAUCAUCGGCGUGGGAACUGCCUCGGACGGCGGGGCGGAGUUCGAGGCUCGCGUUGUGUUUGACACCGGGAGCACGAACCUCUGGGUGGCAUCGGUUCUUUGCAAGGAUUCGCCCUGCGACCGCGAGGGCUCGGAGAAGUUCUACGACCCAGUUCCCUGGGCGCAAUGUAGAGGGCUUGUCCCCAUUUGCAGGGGCUUCCUCGUGAACAUUGAAGUUGCAAGGAGCGUUAUCUAG
Symbiodinium natans is the source of this 552-nucleotide messenger RNA. The record is from the annotation of a GenBank genome assembly. Lineage: Eukaryota; Dinophyceae; Suessiales; Symbiodiniaceae.